CUCCAGCCCACUUCGCACCCCGACCUAACCAAAAUGGGGAAAUCAGAAGCUAUGGAACGUCUCGAAUGCCUUCAUGAAGAUUUCAAGAGCCUCCAGGAAGAGCUUCCAGACCGCAUGGAGGAUGUAGAGACUCAAUCCCAGGAAGGCGAAGUCAAGGAUGAAUACAUCGAGAUCCUGUCCGAAUUUACUGCUAUCAUUGAAGUCGCAGAAGAGGAGAAAGCUGAAGACCUCGAAGCCAUCAUACAAAAGGCGGACGAUAUCUUCAGCGAGGCGAUUGCAUUCGCCGACGCGAAUGAUAACGACCAUUCCGCAAUCCAGCUGUUCUACGCGAUGCAUUCCUUCGCUCAUAACGACGAAACCCGACCAUUGCUCUGUCACGAGCGUAAAGAAAAUACAGUCUCCCAUUACUUCAGCAACUCGGUCAUGAAGGAUUUCUUCUCGUUCUUCCAAAUAGAUCCCGAGCGCAUUGCUGAAGCAAAGAAAAAGUUCAGACUUCCGCCGUCGUGGAAAACCACGCUUCGGCCUCAUCCGCGCUCAAACCCUUGUGCCAGGUUUACCGACAAAGUGGUGGAAACAUCACUCCCUGGUAACGUUCCGCGCGCCAACUUUGUCUUCCAGGCUCGGUGCGAAGUACAGCCUACCGACAUAAACCAACCCUCCGGAGUCUGCAUCUCAAAUGACGGAAAGGGUUUUGUAACCUCGACUUUUGGAGGAUGGAAGCGAAGAGACCCGUAUAUCAGGUAUCACUCCUUCGUUGGCGGACGCGGAACGUUCUCCGUUGGGCUAGGAAACCUCACGGAAACAUGCUUCGAUCACGACAAGUUCCUCAUCGCUGCUGGGGAUUGGGACAGAAUCAAAACCUACAUUCGCCGUGGAGAAGAAGACAAGGCCAAGAUGCGUCCUCUUCACACCAUGGCCUCCAAAGACUACACGGGUGCCAUGUCCUUCCUCCCCAACAACCGACUGGCAAGGUGCGGAAAGGGCCAACUGGCAAUCUGGAAUCUCGACGACCUGCCGACGCAUGGCCCCUCUGGCAAGGAUAUCAUUGGUUCAGGAAUCGACGAGGACGACCUGAACACAUGGAGAAUGACUGAAGACGUCGAGCGUUCUUCGGGGUCUCAACACCACACAACGCAACCCCUCGCCUGGACAGACCACAUCAUCAAGAAAUGGCAUCCUCACCCUUCACAGACUAAUGUGAUGCUUUGCGCCAGUGACCCCAAAGACUCAAAGCAGUAUCGCUGCCAUGCGAUCGACAUCGAGAACGAGGGAAAGAUCGUUGCUCGCUAUCUCGGUAUUGGAGGGGCGGUAGAUUCGUUUGCGACCAGCAGGGGCGAUCCCAACGUCUUUGCAGUCUCUUCAGACGAUGGGUACACCAGACUUUAUGAUACUCGGCGACCAUUGCCCGUAGUGACUAUCAAGGCACCUGAAGUAGAUUCAAUGCGCACCGCCGCGCUAUGUCACCCUGACGGACACCCUUUCCUUUUCAUCGGCAGUGAUAAAGAGGAAUGCAUCAGGCUCUGGGAUCUUCGCGCGAGGAUCCCGGUUUACGAAUUAGCCACUGGCAAUAACUCCGUGGUGGCAAUGACCUGGAACGACGAAGCGAACGAACUCUACGCUAUCACCGAAUGGGUAUACAGUGAUCGACACGAAGGUCCUGACGGAUACCGAGUUGGAAAGGUACCCCCUCCCCAGUCGAACACGGAGGGCGAUAACGAAGAUGAUGAUAUGGAGGAUGAAGAAGAGGACGAAGAGGAAGAUCCAGAUCCUUACAAUAAAUGGGUAAAAGACGAAUGGGAAAGGAUGUGGCCAGCGAGGGCAUUCCACGCCGAGAAUUAUUUUGGCCACACCUUCGACAUGGGAUGCCAUGCAGUCCUUCGCUACCGAUUCACUGAGAAUCCUGAUCCUCAAGCUCUUCCUGCCUGGUGA
Messenger RNA from Coprinopsis cinerea okayama7#130, 1929 nucleotides. RefSeq lists its product as hypothetical. The transcript is spliced from 5 exons. Bases 34 to 1929 code for a protein of 631 amino acids. The record is from RefSeq and is a predicted model, not a curated record. NCBI's taxonomy places the organism in Eukaryota, Fungi, Basidiomycota, Agaricomycetes, Agaricales, Psathyrellaceae. Gene Ontology annotation, molecular function: protein binding.